Daphnia magna is the source of this 1344-nucleotide messenger RNA. RefSeq names its product protein Star. The coding region runs from base 170 to 1252 and encodes 360 amino acids. Lineage: Eukaryota; Metazoa; Arthropoda; Branchiopoda; Diplostraca; Daphniidae. The record is from RefSeq and is a predicted model, not a curated record. The transcript is spliced from 7 exons.
CUUAUCAUUAGUCCUAUCAUUCGACCAUCCGCGGAGUCUGACCAAGUCAAACUUUUACGUUAUUGCAUUACGUUAUACACACCUGCCACCAGUCCCCAGAAUUGAGCUGAACUAGCCGCAUCUGUUUUCCAAAUCUGAUUACAGAGAGACCUGAUCUGACAGCAAAAGGAUGCGAUUUGCUCGCGAGUUUCGCCUGCCUACGAGAGUGUCUCUCUUUGUCUUCCCUAUCGGACUGAUGUCUUUGAUAUACAUACUCAGCCGCCCAACGAGAAUGGACCCUGAUCCGCUGUUAAAUAAUCACAUCAAAAGGGAUCAUCAUAACGAACCGGAGCAAUUUACCGAACAGGUAUCUUCUUUAGCAACACCUCAAUCGCCUGUCGAAUCGCUGCCUGUCAAGUUCAAUCUGAUGGAAGAAACUUAUGGCAACAAUUGGGCAGAGGCACCAGCAGACCUAUACUUACCACCCAAUGAAUGCACUAUUGAGUAUGCCAAUGCAAAUAAGCUACAGCAGGACCACCCUUGUGUUGUUCGUUUAAUUCGUCGCAACUAUUUAUUCAAGCCAGCCCCGAGAAGCGUCCAGUAUCGACUGGCCCACCCUGACGCCAUCGAUCCUUCCGACGGACAAUCUCAAGCCAUUCUAGAAAUUUUGCAGAACAAAACAAACGGAUUUUUCAUCGAGGUCGGUGGCUACGAUGGCGAAUUCUUAAGUAAUACGCUAUUUAUGGAAAGGUAUCUUCAAUGGAGUGGAUUGCUAAUUGAAGCUGAUAAGACGGCUUUCAAUCAGCUUAGAACCCGUAAUCGCAAGGCUUAUACCUCACCUGUCUGUCUAAGUACGAAACCAUAUCCGAUGCAAGUUGUCUACAAUGCCACGGUUGGUACGCUGAGUUCUAUCCUUGAAAAAAGCGAUGGACAAGAUGAAGUCGCAACCAAUGGUGACACAAACAGCAUCUACAAAGUUCAGUGCUUCCCGUUGUAUUCCUUGCUGGUGGCCAUCGACAGGACUAAUAUAGACUACUUUGGUCUCGACGUUGAAGGCUCUGAAUACAAGAUAUUGAAAACCAUGCCUUGGUCUAAGGUUUAUGUAAAGACGAUGACAGUCGAGUGGAAUCACACUCCCGAAGGCGAAGCGGCCAUUACUCGUCUAAUGGAGAGCAAUAAGUUCAUCAAGUUUGGCCUAAUUUCAAUGCCGUAUACUCGUGAAGUAGUCUACGUUCGGGAUUUUCUCGAUCAAUACAGACAAUACAAAAAUUAAGAGUACUGAGUGGUUAAAAAAAAAGUGUGGUGCAUAUUGUAUUGCCUGACAUGAAGUCAAUUUCAGAGAAAAUAAAAUAUGAUUGAUAAUCA